This is a messenger RNA of Yamadazyma jaroonii, 2574 nucleotides long. The record is from the annotation of a GenBank genome assembly. NCBI's taxonomy places the organism in Eukaryota, Fungi, Ascomycota, Pichiomycetes, Serinales, Debaryomycetaceae.
AUGAGUUUUGAUAAGGAUUAUCAUGAGCAUAACAACUCUAGUGGGACUUUAGUUACUCAUGAUAGACCUGAAUAUGGGGCUAGAACAUCCAUUGCUCAAUUGCCGGCAUUACCUUAUGAUGUCAGUGUUAAUACCGUAGGAAACGAUUCACAAGAUUUAACAGAAGAAAGUAGUGUUUAUCAGAAUAAUAAUACCAGUUUUGUGGAGUUUGAUCUUAGUAAACGAGGAGGUGAAGCCAAAGUCAGAGACUCGAUUGACACUAAGGAGCUUUUGAAGGAUAUGGAAGAACCCAAAGUCGAAGUACAAGAAACUAAGGAAGAAAAGAUCCAACGACAAGAGAAUGAUUUCUUUAAUGAUGAUAAGGCCACUUGGAAGACCAUGAACACCAUAGCCGAAAUGGAUUAUUACGAUGAAAGAGGGAACUUGGAGUUUACCAAUUAUUCCAAUGACGAUUACUUUGAUCCUAAGAAUAAGAAUAGUGGGUAUACUAGAAUUGAUGAUGCUGAACAAGUAGCCAAGUUUUCUGAAUUUGAUAAGAAAACUGACUUUUUGUUCAUUUCUAAGACAGAAGUCGAUGCUAAGAAUGCCAAGUAUAGAGAUGAUGAAGACAGUGAUGAUGAGAAUUACUUAUAUGAAGAUGAAAACCUUGAAUCAGGUGAAGCUCUUCAAUCAACCAAAGAUAUGUUGGACGAAAGUCAGAAGUUUUCAUAUUGUGGGAUAGUCAAAUUGAUAUCUGUAGAAAUGGCCACAGAAUUGGCAUAUAUAAGACAAUCCACUACCAAUAAGGUAAGUAAACAUUUAAGUGCAGCUCAAAAGAAUUUCGGGAAUUGGUCUCAAUAUAUCAUCGAUAAGGUUUACACUCACAUGGAUUUGAACAAGGAUGAACAGAAAAUGAUUGAUAAUUUAAGUGUUCAUGGAUUAAAUGUUCAAGAUUUAACUUCAGGAUUGAUAAAGAUUAAAGUCGACGACAAGGAAGGUUCAUCGUUGGAAUGGAUUUUAAUCUGUGAUUUAUUCCUUUUACUUCUUAGCGAUGGUUAUUAUGAUAGUAGAUCGAGGUCGUUGUUAAUAAGAUUUGGGAAAUACUUACAAAUUGAUCCAUUGGAAAUUUAUCAAUUUGAGCGUCGUUUACUUAACAGUUUGGAUGUGGAAACCAAGGAUAAAUCUUUGGAAGAUAAAGAAGAACUUCUCAAUAAUAAGGAAUACAUCGAUAAGUAUAUCUCCAAGAAUAAGAAUAAAAGAUUAGCAUAUAUUGGUUUAGCCACGCUCGGAGGAACUUUAGCAAUAGGGUUAUCAGCUGGAUUAUUAGCACCAGUGAUUGGUGCCGGGUUGGCUGCCGGGUUGACGACCAUUGGAAUUGGUGGAACCGGUGGGUUCUUGGCAGGUGUUGGAGGUACUACUAUAAUUACCACUGGUGGGGUUAUAUUAGGUGCUAAAGCUGGGAAUAAAGCUGGUAGAAGAAGAGCAGGAGAAGUUGAAACUUUUGAGUUCAAACCUCUUCACAAUAACAAAAGAGCCAAUUUGAUAAUAACAGUCAGUGGGUGGAUGACAGGGAAAGCUGAUGAUGUGAGAUUACCAUUCUCAACUGUUGAUCCUGUAAUGGGAGAUUUGUUUUCUGUUUUAUGGGAACCUGAAAUGUUGACAUCCAUGGGUCAAACCAUUGGAAUCUUGGCCAGUGAAGCUUUAACAUCAUCGAUCCAACAAAUUUUAGGUGCUACUAUAGCUUCGUCAUUAAUGGCAGCCAUUCAAAUCCCGGUAUUGUUAUCAAAAUUGACCUAUUUGGUUGAUAAUCCCUGGAACGUUUCUUUAGAUAGAGCAUGGAAAGCAGGUAAAAUUUUAGCUGAAAAUCUUAUCUCCGGUAAUAUGGGAGUAAGACCUAUUACUUUGGUAGGGUUUUCUUUAGGAGCUAGAGUUGUGUACUCUUGUUUGAUCGAUUUGGCCGAAAGAGGAUGUUUUGGAUUAGUUGAAAAUGUCAUAUUAUUAGGAUCUCCUGUUACUGUUAAUAAAGAUCAAUUGGGAUUAGCCAGGUCAGUUGUUAGUAAUGAUUUCAUCAAUGGAUUCUCCCGUAAAGAUUGGGUUUUAGGAUAUUUGUUUAGGGCCACCAGUGGUGGAUUACUGUCAGUUGCUGGAUUAUCUGAAAUCAAAGAUUGUUAUGGAAUCAAGAAUUUCGAUGUUACUGAAAUGGUUCAAGGACAUAUGUCAUAUAGAAAAGCUAUACCAAAAAUCAUGAAGGAACUUGAUUGGGAAGUACUUAACCAAGAAUUCGAUGAAAUUGAAGAACCUGAUGCUGAACAAACCCAAAGGGAAAGGAAAUUAAUUAUAGAGUUUGAUGAAGCCAGAGCUAAAAUGAAGAAAGAAUUAGAUGAAGAUAAGAAACCCAAAAAGACUUGGAAGAAUAUGUUCAAACCUAAGGGAAAUAAUUGGUGGAAAGAGAUGCCAGAAAAUGAGAAGAAAGAAGAGGAAGAAUAUGAUGCUGGGCCGAUAUUUGAUGUUGAUGGACUUAGAAAUGAAGUAGAAGAGAUUGAGAAGAAUGAAGUGAAAGCUGACAGGGAAGCUGAGGUACCAAUAAAUAGGUAA